This is a messenger RNA of Symbiodinium necroappetens, 1150 nucleotides long. NCBI's taxonomy places the organism in Eukaryota, Dinophyceae, Suessiales, Symbiodiniaceae. The record is from the annotation of a GenBank genome assembly.
AUGUGGCAUCUUCUGCUGCUUGGCCUGGCAUGCGGAUCUGCGCAGCCAGUCAAUGAAGUGGGCCUCAGCCUGGCGAAGGCUGGAGCGGAGUCCCAGGUGCAGGCCCAGGCAGCCGUCGCCCAAAUGACUGGCCAGCUGCUUCUAAAGCAGCAGCAGUAUGAAGCGGCAAAGCUGAAAAUGGAGCAGCUCUCGCGUCAGGAAGAGUCAUACUCACGUCGUGCUGAGAUGAUGGCUAAACAGGAAUCCAGGAUGGAAGAACUAGCAAAGGUCCACGGCGGAGUUCUGGAGAAAGCUUUCCGAGCCAAGGCCAGGACGCAAGAGUUCCAAAAGAAAAUGCUCCAAGGGGAGGAGGAGGUGAAGAAGCUGAACCAGGAAAUCAAGGGCCAGAAGCAGCUGCUCAAGACCACGGAGGAUCAGCUGAUCGCAAUUCGGCACCGGGAAGAAGAUUACAACAACGGUGCCCGCCUUGCUGUCAUGAAGAGCAACAAGCUCGAGCGAGACUUGAAGGAUGCGCGCGAAGAGCUCGCGAGCCAAAAGCAGAACCUCAGCGAUGUGAGUGAGUCGGCGCAGGUGCAGGAGGCACGAUGGGAUUCAGCUCGACGCACGCGGGAGAACCAGGAGGUCGCGAAUCUGGCGGAAGAGCGGCUCGUGGAGUCCAGACAAGGUCAGCUGGGUCUGCUUCGACAAGUCAAUUCUCAGGAAAUGUCGCUUGUGGAACAAGAGCUAGAACACACCAAGCUCUUGCUGAAAGAAGCACGUCGCAAGAACAAGGAGGAAGCCAAGGUGGAACAAGAAGCUCUGCGACAGGAGCAACAAGCUGCCAAAGCAACUCACGACGCUGCAGAAGUAAAGCUCCACAAGGUUCAGACCCAACUGGAGCAUACCAGAGAGGAGCAGAAAGCCGCAGUGCAAGCUGCUCGAGAUCGUGCUCAGCGUCACAUCGUGGACGACGAGGAAGAAAGGACGAAGGAGGCAGAGAAGGCGCUGAAACCGUAUCAGCUGAAGCUCCAGGAGGCAGAAGGACGUUUGCAUCAGCAAGAAGUUCAGAACCAGGUGCAAGCACAAGAGAUGACCAGAGAGACGGCAGCAUUGCAAACUGAAGCGAAGCAGAACGCAUCCAACUUGCAGCACCAAGAGCACGGCAGUCUGA